Molecule: messenger RNA, 1481 nt
Organism: Actinia tenebrosa (Australian red waratah sea anemone)
Lineage: Eukaryota; Metazoa; Cnidaria; Anthozoa; Actiniaria; Actiniidae
Biological process (GO): activation of adenylate cyclase activity; hormone-mediated signaling pathway; adenylate cyclase-activating G protein-coupled receptor signaling pathway
Cellular component (GO): plasma membrane
Molecular function (GO): G protein-coupled peptide receptor activity
Source: RefSeq, a predicted model, not a curated record
AAUCCCCUGGCAACGAGUUCUCCAGUUGUAAUGACAUGCUCAAAAGCAUUUACGUACAAAUCUGCAUGUGGAUCGAAGGUGUUUUCGCURCCUUAGGGAAUCUGGCUGUCAUAAUAUGGUGGACAUUGCUUUUCAAAAAACAAAGAAAAUCACGAAGAAAGAUAAACAGAGUCCAAUCUUUGUUGUUUUGCCAUCUCGCGUUUKCUGAUCUUCUCAUGGGAGUAUAUCUUCUGCUCAUUGGAACUUACAAUGAAAUAUGGAAGGGAGAAUACUUUCUGCACGACGUGGAGUGGAGAGCCGGUGUCAAGUGUAAAAUAGCAGGCGCCAUUGCUACUUUGUCCAGCGAAGUCUCAGUCAUGCUUCUGGCUGCCAUAACAGCAGAUAGGAUGAACACAAUUCUCUUUAACUUCUCAGCCAGACGCAUCAGUUUUAAACUGGCUCAUGUUCUCUGUCUGUUUAUCUGGGUCAUUGGAUUCAUCAUGUCUUUCACUCCCCUUCUUGUUCCAAGCUACUUCAACGACAAGAUAUCGGGCUUCAGUUUUUACGGCCGUUCCACUGUCUGUCUGCCGCUACAGUUGUCCACCGAUCGUCCUGCUGGUUGGGAGUACUCAGUUGCUGUUUUCAUUGGCUUCAAUGGCGCAGUUUKUUUCUUCAUUCUUGUUGGAUAMAUCGCGAUWUUCGWCAAAGUUCGCAAKUCUGGUCGAAAAGUGCGUAAAUCAUCAAAUAACGCGGAAUCCUCAUUGGGGAAGCGGGUUUUCUUUGUGAUUCUGACCGAUUUCUGCUGUUGGAUGCCAAUCAUGGUUCUUGGCGUGCUCUCUUUGAUGGGUAAAUUCAAUGACCCUUCUGUGUAUAUCUGGGUGGGAGUAUUCGUACUUCCCGUCAACUCAGCCAUCAAUCCAGUACUGUACACCUUCUCUUCCUCGCAAACGAUCAACAACAUUAGGUCACUCAGACGAAAGUGGUUGAAAGAUAAAGGGAGUAUUCGCUUGGAAGGAAAAUAUUUAUUCAGGAGAAGAAAGUCCGAACCAAGCAGUUCAGCAGUAACGACUGCAUUAACUCUUCUAAGAACGAACGACGAAGCUGCUGGACUACAAAGUGAAGCCAAGAUAUAUGAACCAGACAAAGCCCCGUCAUCUGAUGAACAACAAAUGCUAGUAAUAGCAGAGCGUCAGUUAUUGGUGAAGGUUGACGACGACGAAAAGAAGAGUAUCAUGAGGCUGUUGCUCAUGACGAGGUCACAGCCAUAAAUGGUUAAACCAUUUAUUACCUAAACUUGUAGAUUGACGUAAGAAGUGGGUACAAUAGCUCUGUACCCACUCUGGUGCCCACUGUUCCCUCUGUUCCUAUGAGGCUGUUCGGUGCUCAUGACGAAGUCACAUCCAUCAUAGAUGGUUAAUGCAUUACUUCUUGUACUUACCUAAAAACUGUACUUUGCCAGAGUAUCAUGAGGCUGUUGCUCAUGACAAGGUCACAGCCAUAGA